This is a messenger RNA of Nicrophorus vespilloides, 1932 nucleotides long. Its product is annotated as tRNA (uracil-5-)-methyltransferase homolog A. Lineage: Eukaryota; Metazoa; Arthropoda; Insecta; Coleoptera; Silphidae. Bases 51 to 1790 code for a protein of 579 amino acids. The record is from RefSeq and is a predicted model, not a curated record. Gene Ontology annotation, molecular function: RNA methyltransferase activity; RNA binding. Gene Ontology annotation, biological process: RNA processing. The transcript has 8 exons.
GAAUCCCAUGCGUGAGUUGAGGUUAAGAUUGGUUUAUUUACGUUUGAAAUAUGAGCGAGGAAGCUGUUGUCGUUCCCGCUGAAGAUGUUCGCAAAGAGGAGGAAGAUCCUUUUGCGUACCUGGAGAGGGACGAGUUCACCUCCGAAAAGUUUAAAAUCGAGAUAAAAAAUUUGCCCAGGUAUUAUGGAAUUCAGGAGCUGCGCAAGCUGCUGAACGAGACGCUGAAGCUGAACUCGUCCAAGUUGAAGACGCCGAAGAGAAAUUCCACUUUUGCAUUCGUCUGCUUUCGAAACGAUGAGGAUAGAUGUAAGGCAAUAGAAGUCUUGACUGCGUACAAAUGGAAGGGAGCUGAAUUGUCAGCAAUUAAUGCUAAACCUGCUCCGGAUCCGUUGGUGAAGAAGCGCAGGGAUGAGAAUUUCAAGAAUAAGGGUAACAAUAAGAAGGCUAAAGUCGAUGAUGAUAGAAGCGUCGAGGAUAAAUUGAAGGAUUCGACUACACCCUUUUGGAAUUUGCCUUACGAAGAGCAGUUAGCAAAGAAACAGGAGGAUAUUAAAGGGAUUCUGAAGAAGAUUGGCAGUGAUCUGUCGUAUCAGAAUCGCGAGUUGAGCGAUUGGCUGAACAAGCAGAAGCAGUUGCACGAUGGAUUACCUUGCGAGUUGCUCGAAAUCAGACACGCCAAAACUAUUGAUGGGUACAGAAAUAAAUGCGAAUUCAGCGUGGGCAUGAACGAGGAGACUGGAGAGAAAACCGUCGGUUUCAGAAUUGGAAGUUACGUGAAUGGAAUCACCGGCGUUGGACCGAUAGAAAACCUGAAACACAUUCCGGAUUCGAUGAAGCUGGCUGCAAGGUUGUUCGAGAAAUUCGUUCGUGAUUCGGAUUUGGAUGUGUUCAAUCCGGAAAAUCAGACCGGUCAAUUCAGACAGCUGAUGGCUAGAUCCGCCAAAGAUCAGCUGAUGCUCGUCGUCGGCGUCAGCCCGAAAGAUGUGUCGGUGGAGAGGGUGGAUCAGCUGAAGAAGGAUUUGAUCGAAUUCUUCACAACUGGUGAAGGAAAAGAAGCCAAAGUCACGUCGCUCUAUUAUCAACCGCUGCUGAAGAGGACAUCAAACGAGGAUAGAUCUUCGAAGCCGCAGCAUUUGCACGGCGAUACGCACAUCCACGAAACUCUUCUCGGUUUGAAAUUCCGCGUAUCACCGGAGGCUUUCUUCCAAGUGAACACCGAAGCCGCUGAAGUGCUGUACGAAUCGGCGAUAGAAUUGGCCGGCGCUACGGAGAAGAGCACCGUCGUGGAUAUCUGCUGCGGCACUGGAACCAUCGGAUUGUGUUUCGCAAAAACUUGCAAUCAAGUUCUCGGCUUGGAGAUCAUCCCCGAAGCUAUCGAGGACGCCAAGCAGAACGCAAUUAUAAAUAACAUCGAGAACUCGGAGUUUUUCGCUGGUAAAGCUGAGGAGCUUCUGUAUUCGGUGUUCAUGAGGAGCAAAAACGAGAAUAUCGUAGCCAUCGUUGAUCCACCUAGAGCCGGAUUACAUAACAAGGCUAUAAAUUCGUUAAGGAAAUUGAGGAAAAUGGAGAAGCUCGUGUACAUCUCGUGCAAUCCGAGGCAGGCGAUGAAGAAUUUCAUCGAUUUCGGAAAGGCCGAAUCGAAGACGAUGCACGGAGAGCCGUUCGUGCCGGUGAGGGCCGUCGCCGUCGACCUGUUUCCGCACACGCCGCACUGCGAACUCAUCAUAUUCUUUCAGCGAUUCAACACUCUCGAGGAGACAGCUAAAGCCGUCGAUGAUGCAGUCUGCUGACGCGUUUCGUCGUUAGGUCAGGUGAUCAUUAUUUUAAUACAAACUUAUAUAUUACAACAAUUACAAUAAUGUUGACGAAACAAUCUGCGAAAUGUAUAUUGUUUUCGAAGAAAGAAAAAAAAUAUAUAUUUACUACAUUUUA